This is a messenger RNA of Serpula lacrymans var. lacrymans S7.9, 289 nucleotides long. RefSeq lists its product as uncharacterized. NCBI's taxonomy places the organism in Eukaryota, Fungi, Basidiomycota, Agaricomycetes, Boletales, Serpulaceae. The annotation marks the transcript as partial. The transcript has 2 exons. The record is from RefSeq and is a predicted model, not a curated record.
AGAGGCUCUGGGCAACAGCAAACUGAGGCAAUGCAGAGAAGAUUGGAGCUUUAUGCAAGCACCAGAUAUGCCAAAAAGCGAAAAUAUAGGCCAAAAGAAAUUGAAAUUGUCACAGGGACAGAUGGAGUGGUUGGAUUGCCCCCAAAAUAUAGGUGUGGAGAGCGAUUAUAUGGUGCAAUAGAUAGGCCAAGUAUGGCCAGAAACGAAGCACAGGGAGUGGAGGAGUAUAAUAGGGGUGGAAGUGGUGAUCAGAAAAUGAUAGGGGCUCACAGGGAGAUCAAACUCAAAA